Messenger RNA from Trichoplusia ni (cabbage looper), 2026 nucleotides. RefSeq lists its product as uncharacterized. The coding region runs from base 282 to 1736 and encodes 484 amino acids. The transcript is spliced from 3 exons. NCBI's taxonomy places the organism in Eukaryota, Metazoa, Arthropoda, Insecta, Lepidoptera, Noctuidae. The record is from RefSeq and is a predicted model, not a curated record.
ACAUAUUUGCUUGUUACUCUUCGUUUCAAACUUAGAGUACACAAACGUUUUUAUUGUUGUUAUUGUUUAAAACGAUUGAGUAGAUCAGUCAGUGUAAUAAUAGUAGUGGGUACCAGCAUGUCUUAACAUCCUCGCAAGCAAUGGGUACGCCAUCAUUUAUUUAUCCGCAAACUCUUCACAAUUCGGUCUCCAUUAUCGUCUUCCAUCGAGUGAGGGGAGCAUUGAGUGCGGAAAGGGAUCAUAAUUGAAAAAAUAUAUACAACUAUAUCAAAUAUAAAGUAAUGCCGAUACAUACUUGGAGGAAAGUAGCAGUGCGUUUGAAGAAACGUAUACCGAACAAAUUUGAACGUCGCGUUAACAACCUAUUGUCUAAGAGUAAUGGUGCGCAGUCUGAUGAUGCAUCUUCAGCCUAUGAAUCUCCUGACUCUGGAAUAGAACCACCUCAAACGGACGCCCUAACUCUUGAGAAUAUAAUCGACUGCAAUGCCACCUCUAGCCAAACCAUUUCCUCCUUGGAUAGCCCAGAUUCCGGGAUUAAAACAGAAUAUGAUUCUGAUUCUAGUGUAGAAACAUCUCAUACAAACCGUGCAGGUUCUGAAAUUAACAUUGACGAAGAAUUUAGUUCCACUGCCGCAGCAGCUGCACUUACGGACAUUGCAACUUCGGAAAACACGAUAGACACUGAAACUAAUAUUUCUACUUCGGUUAGAUACAUAGAUACUAAAGUUGAAAAGCGAUUUAAAAUUGACUACACUAGAUCAUUAUCUCACUUGGAUGUUUUAGAUUCAGAAGAUAACAUACAUUGUGAAUCCGACCCUAGUCUUUUACCAGUAAAACAUCAUAUUACAUACAAUGAACAAACCGGCCGCAUACAGGAUGAAAAUGGUGACUAUGAAAUCGCAUUCAAAGAAAUAGCGCGCAUUACAACUUUUUCUAUCUUAGAGAGGGAAUACAAAACGCUACUAGGCUUAUCACAAAAAUCAAUGCAUUUUUUAAAUGAACUGAGUGAAGAUCUCGCCUUGCCAAAUAUAAAUAUUUUAAUAACAAUAAAAAAAAUCAGAUUAAAUGAAAAGCUUGGUUUGUUGGCAUUACAGUUUGGAUGCAAAGAGAUCACAAUCAGUAGAAUUAUUACAAAAAGUGUAGUGUGUUUAGCAGAAAAAAUGAAAGAGUUAAUUAAGUGGCCGACAUCAUUAAAGAUAUGUGAAAAACUACCAUUAUCCUUUAUGGCUAGAUAUUCGAAUGUUGUUUCAAUAUUAGAAUGUCUGGAAAUUGAGAUUGAUAAACCGUUCGACGCAGACAAUCCAUCGCUUAGUUGGUCUCAUAAUAAAAAGUGCCACGUUGUAAAGUAUUUAAUUUCUUACACUCCAGACGGCCUUAUAAGUUUCGUAUCCCAAGGGUACGGGGGAGGAACUUCAGACGUUAGUAUAGUGGAAGAGAGUCGCAUUCUAGAUCACGUACCUCCUAACAAAGCGGUCGUGGCGAACAAAAAAUUUGAGGGUAUCUCAAGGUUGUUUGAAGGCAAGAAAUGUUCUCUUAUAACUGUCCAUUCAAUUUUAAAAAGAAAUAUAGGCCAAAAUGAAAACAUAAAGCAGAUACGUUAUCACGUAGAUCGAAUAAGAAGUAGAAUAAGAGAGUUUAAUCUAUUGCUACCAAUGUGUUUUGAUAACAAUUUUCUGCCUGUUCUCGACGAGAUUGUAGUAGUUGCUUGUGGAUUAAUUAAUUUGAAUUAUGGUUAGUAGAGAAUUAGACAUAAGCUUAAAAAUGUAAGUUAUGUAAAUAUUAUCAGAAUAUAAAUUAUUUUUAUAUUCUGAUUAAUUAAUAGAUGACGAAAAUGUUUAUGUCCCGUUAGCCAGUUGGCAAGAAACUUCACGAGUGCAUUCGAAAUGUAAUCUCAGACACUCGUUCUGGCAACAAAUCAGCCUCUAUUUUAUGUUUACUUUAACCUACAAUAAAAGUGUACUAUGAGCAUUUUUUCAUAUAACUGUACCAUUAUAGUUAAAGAUAAAAAUAAAAGAAGAUUUAAAUA